Messenger RNA from Blumeria graminis f. sp. triticale, 1875 nucleotides. NCBI's taxonomy places the organism in Eukaryota, Fungi, Ascomycota, Leotiomycetes, Helotiales, Erysiphaceae. The record is from the annotation of a GenBank genome assembly.
AUGGCACCUUCAAAUCAAAAUCCAAAACGCAAAGCCAAAGAAAACCAGUUCCCGUUUGAUUUGGGGGUCAAAGGAAGGAAGACGGGCUUGACACUUCCUGAGCUCGGCGAGCGCGACGAACAUGGCCUCGAACCCAUGGACCAUCUAUUUUCUUCACCCGAAAAAUCAAAGAGUCCGAAUGUCGAGUCUAAACAGGUAGAUGUUACCAUUUCAGAAGAAGAGGACAUGGAAUUGGUAGAGAGUACUACUCCUGGCCGAGUGUUAGUACUUGCCGAACGACAGAAGCUAGGUGCGCGGUUGCCUCCUCCAAGAGCAAAUUCUCCAAUUAAAACGUUUCUUCAAUCACCCGCACGAAGGAAUCCUUCUAUCUUACCCGCUUCUUCGCCAUUUAAAGGCUCAAUUGUAAAGCCUAGAACAGCCUCUAGAACCGUCUCCCUACAAAAAAAGCUUGAGUUGUCAAGGACAAAGCAACCUGCUAAUAAGAAUAGAACCGCAGCAGCUGAACAGUCUUCUAAACAAAGUACGCCUAGAGACUUAAGUCCUGAAAUCUUCCAGAAUAGUCGUUUAGCAAAGAGGACUUCCGCAUCACAAGCUUCCAACCAUAAAGCGACAAGAGAUGAGGUUCAGAACAAUAUUUUAACCAACGAGGACAGUUCAAGUCCACUAAGCUCUGACUAUGAUUCCGAGGUUGACGAGGCAUUAAAUCAGUCUGCCGAUCUUCCUCAAAUUGAGCUAAACAUAGAGCCAGAGAAGUCAAAGAAGAGCCGCGCGAAGGAACCUGAACCCACCAAUAAUAUUGCUGAAAAGUCACGGCGCAAGGGAAAAGGUAGAACAAAUUCUGCUACGGUAGGAGAACCCGAGCAAAGCGAUUCUCGUGAAAUCCUACCAAACGCUGACAAGCUUGACGGCCCUGUAUCUCCCACAAAUAAAUAUAAACGCCCAAAUAAAUCUUCCCAUAAAAAUAAAAGAUCAAGCAAUUCACAGGAUGACGAGCAUGCUGAUACAGAAAUCCCAGAGAAGAAGAAAAAAAAGGUGGCCUCCAAAGUCAAACCCCAAUUAAUCGCCAAAAAGACUGCCGUAAACGGCGCUGGCUCCUCAAAAGGUCCGCGAGGACCACCGCUUCCUAAAAGUAAAGGCCUAUUAAUUCUGAGACGCGAAACUCCAGAGGAAAACCAUGGUAUCCUAAAGACUCGUUUUGGUCGUAAUUCGAUAAAACCUCUCGCGUUUUGGAGUAACGAGAAAGUAGAGUUUGAAGAAGGAGAGCUUUCUACCAAAGACCUAACUGCAGAUUUCGCUGGUAGAAAUAUUAAGCAUGUUAUACGUGCGGAGGAAAUACCAUAUCCAACUAAGAAACAAAAAAGUAAAUCCCAGUCUCAAAAGGUAAGGAAGAGGAAGCUAGCAGAAGAUCCUGAGACGGAUGUUGAGGAAGAUAUUGAACCUUGGGAAGCUGAUCCUGGACGCAUUAUCGCUGAUGUUAGGAACUGGGAUCCUGAUGAACAAUCAGGUUCAGCGAACGACGAGCGGGAAGAAGAGAUUGCCCUAUCUUCAGCUGCUAUUAUCACACGUGAUAUUGCAAAUGCUACAUUUCGGUUUGCGAAGACCAUAACACUGCCGUUCUUCGGCGCAGGAAUGGUAGACCUACCACCGGGCUCGGAAAAAAAACAAAAGAAUUCGAGAAAAAUGCAAAUGGCAUUUUUCGUCUUCUACGGAAAAGUUCAAGUCACGAUUAAUGAUAAUGUAUUUAGAAUAUCCAAAGGAGGAAUGUGGCAGGUACCUCGAGGAAAUUUUUACGGUAUUCAAAACGACUACGACAAGCCUGCUCGGAUCUUCUUCUCACAGGGUUGUGAGAAUGAAGAUGAGACGACAGAAGCUUGA